AUGGAUAUAACUCCGACGUCUCUGCAGCGAGACACUGAACUCUACCUUGACACACUGAUUACAUUCCAGGUCAAUGAUACUAUUUUCAAAGUUCCCCCCAAGUACAUUCACGAGAAUUCUGAAGUGUUUGGUGCCGGGUCACAAAUAUCUGCUGAAAGCGGUGAAGGAUCGUCGGAUGCGCAUCCCGUGAAGCUUUCACCUUUGCCUCACGAUUGUACUGCAGACGACUUCAGAUGUCUGCUCAAAAUUAUCAUGGCGUUGACCGUGGGCUUACCCAUACCCACGAACUAUGGGUUGGAUAAGUGGCUUUCGGUACUCAAGCUCUCCACUGCCUGGUACUUCUCUGAUGUACGCACGCUGGCUAUGGAGCAAGUAUCGCGAUCGAAAACCAACUAUACCAAAGAUCAGUGGAUCACAGUACUGGACUUUGCCCAUAAUAAUUCUGUCCAAUUCACCGAUCUUCGCGAUCUUGCUAUUACACGUGUAUCUGGAUUCCGUUUUGAUUCUAAGGUGGAUCAAGUCCUCCUAGGUCGCAAGUAUCUCCACAAACCAUGGAUAAUAGAGGGGUUCAGAGAGCUGGCCAAUGUGUAUGAGCUACCCUCAUUGGCGGAGCUCAGAACGUUAGGGAAAGAUACCCUAAAUACACUCCUCUACAUGGCUUUCAAUAGAGCGCGGAACGAGGGGAGAGGGUACAGUUACAACUACGACUACCGGGGGCCAUAUAGUGAUCACGAAGUCGAGGAGCACUUCCACGACGAGAUCGCGGCACUUUUUCCAGCUCCGGUGGUUUGACAGCCUACAUGGUAAUCCCUCUCCCGAGUACUGUAAAUGUUAAUAUAGCUGCAUUUUGAA
Molecule: messenger RNA, 852 nt
Organism: Marasmius oreades (fairy-ring Marasmius)
Lineage: Eukaryota; Fungi; Basidiomycota; Agaricomycetes; Agaricales; Marasmiaceae
Exons: 3
Coding region: 1-792 (263 amino acids)
Source: RefSeq, a predicted model, not a curated record